Molecule: messenger RNA, 657 nt
Organism: Cladophialophora psammophila CBS 110553
Lineage: Eukaryota; Fungi; Ascomycota; Eurotiomycetes; Chaetothyriales; Herpotrichiellaceae
Exons: 1
Coding region: 1-657 (218 amino acids)
Biological process (GO): mRNA splicing, via spliceosome
Cellular component (GO): spliceosomal complex; U4/U6 x U5 tri-snRNP complex
Molecular function (GO): zinc ion binding; nucleic acid binding
Source: RefSeq, a predicted model, not a curated record
AUGGCCGACCGCAAAUCCGCUUACGGUACCGCUGCUGCCUCCGAUACCGACUUCCGCCGCACUUGGGACCGCGCCGAGUACGAAGCAAAAGCCAAAAAGCAAGAAGAAGAACGUCGCGAAGAGGCAAAAGCCCGUUAUGAGGCCAAACUCGAAGGCAAAAAAUGGCACAAACCCGUCGAUUUCUCCUCCUUGGACUCCACCACCGCGCGCGGCUCAAGGUUAGAUGUGGCGAGUAUGGUCGGGAAGAGCACAAUUGUUCCCGCCGGUGCGGGAAUCGGUAAAAGGGGGAAAGGCGCAGGGUUUUACUGCGAGGCCUGUGAUUUGACAUACAAGGACAACGUGCAGUACAUCGAGCAUCUGAAUUCGAAACAACACUUGAUCAAUACGGGGCAGUCGGGCCAGGUGAAAAGAGCGACGUUGCAGGACGUUAGGGACAGGUUAGAAAUGCUCAAGGCAAGGAAGAGACAGCAGGAGGAGGAGGCGAAGAUGCUGGGCGAGGUCGAUAUUCAGGCGAGGAUUAAAAAGGCUGAAGAGAUCGACGCGGCAGAACGGGAGGAGAAGAGACGGAAGAGGAAUGAGAAGAGGAGGGCGGCCAAGGAAGAGAGGGGCAUUAAAAAGGAGGAUGAGUGGGAGGGACGACUAGGGAUCAUUUCUUGA